Phialemonium atrogriseum is the source of this 958-nucleotide messenger RNA. Its product is annotated as P-loop containing nucleoside triphosphate hydrolase protein. The transcript has 3 exons. NCBI's taxonomy places the organism in Eukaryota, Fungi, Ascomycota, Sordariomycetes, Cephalothecales, Cephalothecaceae. The record is from RefSeq and is a predicted model, not a curated record. Bases 139 to 780 code for a protein of 213 amino acids.
CUCCCUCCCUCCGUGACUCAUUGAUCUACAACUGAGAUAUAAUUGUGGCCACUGCCCCUCUUCCCACCUAUUUAGACCUCUGGAUUCCCAAUUGCGCAGUCUCAUUCAACUCAUUAAAAACGGUUCGUUAUAGCAAAAAUGGGCAUCGAUCCAAAUACCCGUGGGCCAGAGACAGUUGAUGUCGGGCCCCCCAUCAAAUCCAUCCCGAACGAGGUAGCAGGCGCUCUAUCCUCUGCGGUUGCACGAGGGCAACGAACAGUGGUCAUGACUUGCGGAAUCUCGGGAUCGGGGAAAUCAACCCUGGCAAAGUCCAUAACUGAGGCGUUCCCCUCCUUCAUCCGCUUCUCUAUUGAUCAAUACAUGUUUGAGCACCACGGCAUCUACGGGAGAGACUUCCCACCAGAGUUGUAUGAGCCGUAUCAGGACGAAGCAGAGGCUGCUCUGAAGGGACAACUGAGACAAAUACUGACGACUGGUUCAAAUGACAUUGUGUUGGAUUACUCCUUCUGGUGUAGAAAGACAAGAGACGAGUAUCGGGCUAUUGUUGAUGCUGAGGGGGCAGGUCUCUAUCAGGUUAUCUUGGUCUCCUUCCGAGCAUCGGAAGAGACACUGUGGGAGCGAAUUGAGAAACGUGAGGCCGAACGCGUGAGACGAGAAACCGAGGGAAGCGCUCCUGACAGAGACCCGGGGUACAAAGUCUCGAGAGAUGUACUAAGGAGCUACGUCAACGGAUUUGAGUUUCCGCAGGACGAGGGAGAGAUUAUUGUGAUGGUUGAGUAGACUUCAAGAACCCUAUACCACUGGUAGUAUGUGUUAACCAAUCCAACACCUGACCGGUUUCCAACUUGUGGAUUCAUAUAGAAGCUCUCAGUUGCUGAUGCCUACGCUGAUUCCUGGCCGUUCUCUUAUCCUUUACGUGCACUUAGAGUUAAACAAUACCCGUCCAUGUUUAUAAUCC